GGUACAUAUAUCGUGAUUAAUAAUCAAAUUGAUUGUCGUCGACUACUAUUUUAAUAAAGUGCCUUAAACUCGGCGGAUUAUAGUCUUAUUUCAUCAUGACAUCGACCAAAGAAUUUGAUGUAAUCAUUUUUGGUGCUACUGGUUUCACUGGAUUCUAUGUACUUCGUGAAUUGUUGCUUUCGUUGGAACAACGUAACCAUGAAUAUCAAAAUUUAAAAUGGGCAAUCGCUGGUCGUAAUGAACAAAAAAUGUCAAUAAAAUUAAAUGAAGUUGGUAAUGAAUUGAAUAAAAAUCUUACAGAUGUGACAAAAAUUGUGGCUGAUGUUUCGAAUUCAAAUUCAUUACUGGAAAUGGCUCGACGUUCACGUUUGAUUAUCAAUUGUGUUGGACCAUAUUGUCAUUAUGGACGUCCUGUAGUACAAGCUUGUGUCGAUGCAGGUACACAUCAUAUUGAUAUUUCUGGUGAACCAAAUUAUAUCGAAGCAAUGGCUAUUGAUUAUCAUCAUCAAGCCAAAGAGAAAGGAAUAAUUAUUUUAUCAACAUGUGGAUGGGAUUCUAUUCCUUGUGACCUUGGUGUUCAUUUUACUAAACAACAAUUUCUUGGACGUUUACAUUCGGUUGAAACGUUUGUUACUACGAUUCCAGGCUCAGAAGGAUAUAAAAUCAAUACCGGUACAUUGAAUUCAGCGAUUAAUGGAUAUCGAACCAUGAAUCAAUUGCGAGCUAUUCGUCGAAGACUUUAUGCUGAAGUAUUGACGAAAAAAAUUCCAAAAAGUCGUACAGUUCUUAAACGAAAAAUUGCUCCAUUCACCCGUUCUGAAAUAUCCGGAUGGAAUGUUGAAUUUCCUGGAAGUGAUCGUUCAGUGGUUCAACGUACCCAAUACUAUAAUUAUGAACAUUUCAAUGAACCACCAUUGCAGAUACAAACCUAUUUCACGGUUGGAUCAUUUACUCAUUUGAUUGGCUUAAUUGUUUUUGCAGCUAUGUUUGCCCUGAUGACAGCUACAUCGUUUGGUGCACGAUUAUUAUCCGAAUAUCCAGAAUUUUUCACAGCCGGUGCUUUUAGUAAAAAAGGCCCAUCACGUACACAAAUUGAAUCGACUCGUUUUCGUACUACGAUUAUUGGUCGUGGAUGGUCGAAACGAGUAUUGGAACAACAACAAAAUAAAGAUGAUAUUGAUGUUGAACCAGACGAGGAACCUGAUGAAACAAUUAUGGUACAAGUUUCUGGUAAAGACCCCGGUUAUAUGGCAACAUCAACUUGUUUGGUUCAAGCGGGUCUCACCAUACUGAUGGAAUCGGAUAAAAUUCCGAAAGGGGUAUUGACACCGGCAUCAGCAUUUCGUAAUACCCAGCUAUUAGAACGUCUCCGUGAAAGAGAUUUUAAAAUUGAUGUCGUUCAAUCAAUUGGAAAUUGAAAGUUUAUUUUUUUUUGUUUUUAAAAUUAUCA
Messenger RNA from Dermatophagoides farinae (American house dust mite), 1450 nucleotides. Its product is annotated as saccharopine dehydrogenase-like oxidoreductase. Gene Ontology annotation, biological process: glycolipid biosynthetic process. Lineage: Eukaryota; Metazoa; Arthropoda; Arachnida; Sarcoptiformes; Pyroglyphidae. Gene Ontology annotation, cellular component: plasma membrane; lipid droplet; mitochondrion. The record is from RefSeq and is a predicted model, not a curated record.